GUGGUUGCUUAGCAACAAUCGUUUUAAGAUGUUUGUCAUGUUUGUGGAUUUCCCUAAACAUUGUGCUAAACAUUGGUGUCCUUAAACCUUAAAUAUUGUAUGUAAGCAAUUACCGUGUAAAACUCUGGAAGACAACAGUUAUUCAGGGAAUUUUAUUACUCAGAAUGGCACAAAGUUCUGUUUCCGUGCGAGAUUACACUAGUAAUUCCAACGACAACAGUUUGUCCACCAAAGAGUUUUUACAAAAUGAGCAAUCUUGUGAAAACUUUAAAGACAGUGACGAUGAAAUCAAGAUGAUAUUGACUGAAAUUAACAAGCUUUCUGGUGGCAACAACAACAACAGUCUGCUAGGUGACACAGACGAUGUUGAUGUGAUACUCAAGAGAGCGGAAGACAUUGCCUUUGAAACAGAGAACCUAUUGAAAAGUAGUCCUAUAGCAUCCGUUCUAAACGCAGCGCCCGACGCUAGCAAGAAUGAAGUACCAGAAAUCAAAGUUACAAAACCAGCUGAUGAGCUUAAGACUGAAAAUAAAACUCCUGUGCAUAAGGUGGUUAAGCAGACUAGUAAAGAAAACGAAACACGACGGAAGCCCAAAGCGAGGCCUUAUUCAGCCGGCGUCAUCGAUUCCAAGAAAAGAGAGUCCGCGAAAGUCGCCAGGUUCGUCACAAAUUCACCAAAACGUGCCGCAACUUGCAAACACGAACAUGUCAUUGAGGAGCUAAAAGACACCACUGAAAGAGCCAAAAGCCUGGAGCUCGCCAACGUACAAUUGACGGAUGACAAUAAAGUUUUAAGAAAACAAUUAGAAAAAGUAAACGAAGAAAAGCAUGUUGCUGAUCUCAAGUUAGUAGAAUGUGAAAAGUUUAUAGGACGAUUAGGGAAAGAAUAUGAGAAUAGAAAUGCUGAAUUGAAAGCAGUGAGACAAAAUGAGAGCAAAUUGAUGGCGGAGCUGCAGAGGGAACGUAAUGAGAGGAAGAAUUUGGCGUUGCAGCGAGAUAAGGACUCUGCUAUUACUCAGGAUUUGCAGAGGCAGGUCAAGGAAAUGGAGAUGAUUUUGAGGAGGAAACAUCCGGACUCUGUUUCAGCGUUAAUAGUUGCUUCAAAAUCGUCAACUGUCGAGGAUAAUAAAAAAAAGUUAUUAGAAGAGCGUAUCGCGCGUUUGGAGCAAGAACUGAAAGACAAAGAAACGCAUUUCCAGGGAAUUCUGCUGACCCUCCAAGAAAAGUUUGGUGACAUGAAACAAAAGUACGAAAACCACAUUAUAGACGUAGAACGUCAAUUAAUGGAGGACCGAAAAGUGAAUACUGAAUUGAAAAAUAAGCUAAAUAAGCUUAAUUUGGUGGAUACAGCUUCUCAAACUGUGCCUAGAGGUUUUCAUACUGUUAGUACGCAGACGGUUCUCAAACCUGACAGGGCGUCUUCGGCCGUGAGCAGGAUGACGCAAAAUUCGGCGCUGCUUAUAAACAGACUGAAGGAGGACAGUUAUCUUUGUGCUACUAUAAAGGGUCUGCAGGCGGAACUGACGGCCAAACAGAGGACUAUUGCUAAGAUAAAUCGGGAAACGGAAGAACUGAGGAAGAAUUUACGCAGUCUGCAGAAGGAAAAGGAAGUGCUCCUCCAUUUGAAUCCUCAAAAGAAACCAGGCUACAGGCCAAGCGCGAAAUCAGCCGAGAACAUUCUAGUCAAAGUGACAUCCGAAAUGGAAGCGGAACUAUCAGAGAGUAAAAACAUCAAGAGGUGCUGAUGCAGGAAAGAAGCAGUUUGCUCGACUCGCUCAAGCGGACCAAUGAGGAGUUUAUACUGCUUAAGAAGAAAAGGAUUCAGGAUCUCCACACUCUUCAACUAGCCCACGAAAAAGAGCUGAUGCAGAUGAACAUGCAGGUCUACCCCUUGCAAGAAGAGAUCAAGCUCCUCACCAGAACCGUGGAAAUACUCCAAGAACGUGUCAGGACUGCCGACGACAA
This is a messenger RNA of Leguminivora glycinivorella, 1965 nucleotides long. Its product is annotated as centrosomal protein of 162 kDa. Gene Ontology annotation, cellular component: centrosome; axonemal microtubule; centriole. The record is from RefSeq and is a predicted model, not a curated record. Gene Ontology annotation, biological process: cilium assembly. The transcript is spliced from 5 exons. The coding region runs from base 165 to 1745 and encodes 526 amino acids. Lineage: Eukaryota; Metazoa; Arthropoda; Insecta; Lepidoptera; Tortricidae.